Molecule: messenger RNA, 2046 nt
Organism: Phacochoerus africanus (Common warthog)
Lineage: Eukaryota; Metazoa; Chordata; Mammalia; Artiodactyla; Suidae
Gene: PDLIM2
Product: PDZ and LIM domain 2
Exons: 10
Coding region: 570-1631 (353 amino acids)
Biological process (GO): actin cytoskeleton organization; muscle structure development; heart development
Cellular component (GO): adherens junction; stress fiber; Z disc
Molecular function (GO): actin binding; muscle alpha-actinin binding
Source: RefSeq, a predicted model, not a curated record
UUGGGCAGCACUUGUAGUCUGCGGGCCUCCCCAGGGGCAGCCCCAGGGUGGGUGCUGGGCAGGGUGGUGGCCCAGCUUGGCACUGCAGCUUCCUGCCUGGGUUGGCUCCUGACUCUAGAGCUCGAGGCUCAGGAAAUCCUACGAGGGCCUGAUCUGCAGAGACACUCCCUUACCCAGCCGAGGGGCAGUGGAUGAGAGGCCCCGUGGCCCCGGCUCCCAGGCAGCAUCAAUCAGCUCGCCCUGCUGGCCAGUGCCCAGCGGGGUGGGUGUGCCCAGCUCGGCAGAUGAGCCGGUCCUUCUUGCUGGAGCCGCUGGGAGGGCAGCAGACCCCUGGGGGCAGUGGGAAGCCCAGUAUUGCCUAACUGGACCACAUUGCUCGGGACCGCAGGCAGCGGGGGAGGCCCCUCUCCUCUGAAGACCCUGGCCCCACCUCGGCCAGCUGCCCCGCCCCCCACCAGCCAACUACUUGAAAGUCUGAGGUGGUGCCACCCCUUUCUGUGCUGUCACUUCUGUUCCUAGAGCAGGGAGGAAGUACCUUCUGCUGUCGGUUUGGGGGACAGGAAGCAAGUAUGGCGCUGACAGUGGAUGUGGUGGGGCCGGCGCCCUGGGGCUUCCGCAUCUCCGGAGGCAGGGAUUUCCACAUGCCUAUCACAGUGACCAAGGUCACCGAGCGGAGCAAGGCUGAGGCUGCUGACCUCCGGCCUGGUGACAUUAUUGUGGCCAUCAACGGGGAGAGUGCGAAGGGCAUGCUUCAUGCCGAGGCCCAGAGCAAGAUUCGCCAGAGUCCCUCACCCCUGAGGCUGCAGCUGGACCGGUCUCGGGCUGCCUCUCCUGGGCAGACCAAUGGGGAAAGCUCCAUGGAGGUGUUGGCUACUCGCUUUCAGGGCUCCCGGAGGGGGCACACUGACAGCCAGUCCUCCCUGCGGUCUUCCUGCUCCAGCCAGGCUUCCCUCAGCCCCCGGCCGAGCAGCCCCUUCUCCACCCUGCCCCCAACCAGCCCGCACACCCCCGCUGGAGAGGUGGUGACCAGCCACAGUCUCCAGAGCCUGGCACACUCGCCGGGACCCGCCACGGCUGACCACUUGUCCUACGGGGGCCGCCCCGGAAGCCGACAGGCCGGCGACUGGGCUGUGCUGGUGCUGCCGCCACAGCCUUCCCCAGGUCCCCGUUCCUCCAGCCCCAGGCUCAGCGUGGCCUCGGAAGGGGAAAGCCACCUCCUGAGAGAGGACUCCGAAGUCUUCAAGAUGCUGCAAGAAAAUCGGGAGGCCCGGGUGGCCCCCCGGCAGUCCAGCUCCUUUCGGCUUUUGCAGGAAGCCCUGGAGGCUGAGGAGAGAGGUGGCACGCCUGCUUUCCUGCCCAGCCCACUGAGCCCCCAGUCCUCCCUGCCCACCUCCAGGGUGCUGGCCACCCCACCCAAGCUCCACACGUGUGAGAAGUGCAGCACCAGCAUCGCGAACCAGGCUGUGCGCAUCCAGGAGGGGCGGUACCGCCAUCCCGGCUGCUACACCUGUGCCGACUGCGGGCUGAACUUAAAGAUGCGUGGGCACUUCUGGGUGGGGGACGAGCUGUACUGCGAGAAGCACGCCCGCCAGCGCUACUCUGCACCCUCCACCCUCAACUCCCAAGCCUGAGCGCCAGUUGCGUGUUCAGAACCCCUCCAACCCUGCCCCACCGCCCUCUGCUCGCACCUCCGUGCCAGGGCCCAGCCAAUAGCGAGUUCCCAUGGAAAGGCCUUGCGGGGUGGGGUGGGUCCCUUUCUCCUCACUGAGUGAGGCCAGAGGCUGGGACCUGUCUGUGCUGUGGGCGAGGGCGGCCUCACCUCACCUCUGCUGGAUUCUCUCACGUCCCCCUGCUGGACAGGCUCUGCACCAAAGUCUGAAGUGGAUGCUGCAUUGGACAUGUUUGUGCAACAGGAGUUAAGCAGGUUCGGACAUGGAGAUAAGCAUCUAGAAGGAGAGGGGUGGGCCAGAGGCUACAGGUAUUCACGGUGUAAUGUUUUCGACGUAUGAGCUCUAUAAAUAUAUACUAUUCAGUGGACAAAGUAAA